Molecule: messenger RNA, 1405 nt
Organism: Saccostrea echinata
Lineage: Eukaryota; Metazoa; Mollusca; Bivalvia; Ostreida; Ostreidae
Exons: 5
Coding region: 260-589 (109 amino acids)
Source: RefSeq, a predicted model, not a curated record
UAUUAUUUUUGGAUGGUUUAAAUAACGAAGUAUUUUUCACUGGGGUGAAAUACCUAGCCAGUGGCGUCAUAUCUAUUUUUCGAAUAUAUGCCGAGUGAAAAUGAAGCGCAACAAUAAUUCAUGUUAACAAAAAUAUGAAUUGGGAGUUAAAAAGCCUAAACCGAGGGAACUUGAAGUUUAAGAAUCAGUAUAUAUAUUGAAAGAAGACCAGUUAGAAGAGAGUAGUCAAAUCGUACAAGCACAGAGCGAAAAAAUUCCAAUGAGGGGAUAUCCAAUAAGAAAAAAUAUGAAAGAAAACCGCAAAGGAGUAUUGAGGAACAACAACUUUGACAAAGCAAACAAACAAAUUGCAAGAACUCUUCAACAGACAGGCUGCCUUGAGGUGAACCAGGAUGCUCUCUGUCUACUUACCCAGUGGAUUGAUUAUGUAAGGGAACUAAAAAGUGAAAAUGCAAGAAUGGAAAGAUUGGAGAAAAGACGUUCCCAGAUAGAAAACAUCUAUCAAAAAAUGAACAAACGGAUAGAGGUGCUAGAAAAGCAAUGGAAUUUUUUGUGGAAAGACGAUCAAUGCAUGAAAGAAAGUCUUUAGAAAGUUUUUGCAUUUCAAUUCGAAAAAAAACCAUUCCAUUUUGAUUGAUAUUUCAACUAAGACCUAGAUGACUUCAUGCAGUGAAAGUGUAUUUGUUAGAAAUACUAAAUCAAAAUGUAAAUCACUCUUAAUAUAAAAUAAUAAUUUCACGUUUAUAAUCUUAACUUAAUCAAUUCUUUUUUUUUAUAGUGAGUUACUAAAAUUAAAAGGGAGCACACAAGUUAAACAUUACACAUAUAUUUCGCGACCUUCUUGUUGAAUUUACAAACUCAGAGUAUAAAUAUGAUUUGAUGUUAAACUGAAAAAUUUAAAUGAUUUGUAUUUACCAGGAGUAAGACCUUGUGCAUGGUGUCCAUCAUAUAAAAAUGAUGAAUAUUUAUGAUUUCGCUAAUAGUAUUAAACAUGGAUAAAUAAAAGGAAAAGAUAACAGUACUAUUUCAUAAGUCAAUUUAUUUUAUAAGUCAAUAAGUCAAGUAUCAUCUUAGCUAGCGAAGAAAUUUGUGUCUUUUCAAUUUCCAGAUGGUAAUGAAAUGUUUACAAAACCCUUGGCUAGCGACGAUGAUCACGAACAAAUAAAUUGACGCAAAGAAAAGGGAACAAUGAAAAUUGCAGUUGCGUUCAUUCCUUGUCUUUAUACAUUAAAAUCUAAUUCAUUUUUAUCAAUUAAACUAUUUAAUAAAGAAUUUCUAUUCAUUGUUUUACAAAAUCCAUUUACUAAAAUAGAAUUAUAUAUUCAUAUUUUUUAAAUUAUUUAUUCAAGUUUAAUUUUCAAAUUUAUUUACUUAAAUAAACUAAGAUUAAUUAAUAUAUUUUAUA